AUGACGUUAGGGAGAGUAGCUCUGGCACGCAUGCCGGCGAUUAGAUGUAAAAUAAACAGUCUUUUCUCUACUUUUCAUUUGGCUUCUUCUUCCAUGAAUCUCCCCUCUUCUCCACUCUCUCGUCAUAUAAGCAUGAAAACAGAGAGUCUGGUUUCUAAGCUAACUAGUUCUGGUCUAUUAAAGACCCAGGGUCUUAUCGGUGGAAAAUGGGUUGAUGCAAAUGAUGGCAACACAAUUCAGGUUCUCAAUCCAGCCACGGGUGAAGUUAUAGCAAAUGUCCCAUGCAUGGGUCGGAGAGAGACGGAUGAUGCUAUAUCAUCUGCCAAUGAUGCAUUUAGAUUAUCCAUGCCUUCAGAAGGUAAUGGCACUGGGAUGUCUCCUUUACAAGAGUUUGGAUUUCAUGACAAUUGGCAUGGAGUAAACUCACUGCCUCUGAGAGGAGCCAACAUUUACGAAAAUGUGGAGCGUUAUAGUUCUCUACUCACUGAUUUUCUUAUGCUUCUGCCCACCUGUAUUGCAAGGUUUGACCUACUAAUUACCCACAAGGAAAAGCUUGGACAAUUAAUAACCUUAGAGCAAGGGAAACCUCUAAAAGAAGCCAUGGGUGAGGUUAGCUAUGGAGCUAGUUUUAUUGAGUUUUUUGCUGAGGAGGCGAAACGUGUAUAUGGAGAUAUAAUUCCAGCGACUCUUGGUGAUCGUCGGUUAUUUGUUCUAAAGCAGCCUGUAGGUGUUGUUGGGGCAAUUACACCCUGGAACUUUCCUUUGGCAAUGAUUACUAGAAAGGUUGGUCCUGCUCUUGCUUGUGGUUGUACGGUGGUUGUAAAACCCUCUGAACUCACACCUCUCACAGCUUUAGCAGCAGCUGAAUUGGCCCUUCAAGCUGGAAUACCACCAGUUUUGGGAGUAUACAUUAUAGGCACACCUUCUACUGAAGAACCACAAUUCACAAAUAGAGGUGUUCUGAAUGUGGUUAUGGGGAAAGCUCCUGAUAUUGGUGAUGCUUUACUUGCUAGUCGUGAGGUAAGAAAAAUCACUUUCACAGGAUCAACAGCUGUAGGAAAGAAGUUGAUGGCUGGUGCUGCUGGAACUGUUAAAAGGUUAUCUCUGGAACUUGGUGGUAAUGCACCCUGCAUAGUAUUUGAUGAUGCAGACCUAGAUGUGGCAGUUAAAGGAUCAACAUAUCACAUUGACACACUAAGCCUCCUUUCCGACUACAAUGGAUUUUGGACAGCUAUUGCUGCAGACGCUUUGAUUCAGGAUUUUGAGAAUGUGUUCUUUCUUAAUGAUGUAGCUCUUUGUUUUGCAUUCAUUUUUGGAAGGUAUUGUCAUGGUGGUGGUAUUUAUGACAAAUUUGCGGAUGCUUUUUCAAAAGCUGUUCAGAGUAUGCAAGUUGGGGAUGGCUUUAGUGAAGGUGUGGUGCAGGGCCCAUUAAUUAAUGAAGCUGCAGUCCAGAAGGUUGAAUCAUUUGUUCAAGAUGCCAUCACUCAGGGAGCAAAAGUCCUCCUUGGCGGGAAAAGGCAUAGCCUUGGAAUGACUUUCUAUGAGCCGACUGUAAUUAGCAAUGUCACUGAAACGAUGCUUCUAUCGAGAGAGGAAGUAUUUGGCCCAGUGGCACCUCUGUUGCGGUUUGAAACUGAGGAAGAAGCCAUCUGGCUGGCUAAUAACACCAAUGCAGGGUUAGCUGCGUAUAUUUUCACAAACAAUGUUCAACGUUCAUGGCGUGUCACUGAAGCUCUUGAGUAUGGACUUGUUGGUGUCAAUGAAGGAAUUAUUUCAACAGAGGUAGCUCCAUUUGGAGGAGUUAAACAAUCUGGUCUUGGACGGGAAGGCUCCAAGUAUGGAAUGGAUGAAUAUCUGGAGGUAAGUAUUACUUUUAGUGCAUAUUUGGAAAAAGUGAAAGCAAUCUUCUCUCUCCCACGUGUUGAAGAAGAAAACAAAUUGAGUAUUCUAAUUCAGUAA
Dovyalis caffra is the source of this 1959-nucleotide messenger RNA. The record is from the annotation of a GenBank genome assembly. Lineage: Eukaryota; Viridiplantae; Streptophyta; Magnoliopsida; Malpighiales; Salicaceae.